AUGUUCUCCGGUGUGAUGCUCCCAAAGCCUCUCAGCAAAAUAUUACCACAGCAGCUCGGAGCAGCAUUGAAAUUCCGCUGCGACACAGACGCCGCGAUCGAUUUUGCGGGACGUUGUGUACCAGAUGUGCCCAUUGUGAUUGCACUGUUCAUGAAAUUGGCUCUCCCGUUACCAAGCUUCUCACACAGAUACUGUGACAAUGAGGAGAACGGCCUGGAUUUGUUCGCCGAGCCGACAGAUUAUUACAAGCCCGAAAAGCAACCAACACAGGUGCAGCAUCAGACUCUGAGCCAUCAGACGCUCACAUUGCACCUGGUGGGCAGUUCUCCAUUGUGGGGUCACUUGCUAUGGAAUGCCGGCCGUACUAUAGCCGACUACCUUGAGCAAAACAAGGCAACGCUGCUCAAGGACAAGACUGUGCUCGAACUGGGGGCUGGCGCCGGUCUGCCAAGUUUGAUCGCGGCCUUGAAUGGGGCAGCACAUGUGGUCGUCACAGACUACCCGGAUCAUGACUUAGUUGCGAAUCUACAAAAGAACAUUGACUCGUGUGAUGUACUGCCCAGCCCGAGGAACAUCUCCGCAGCUGGCUUCCUCUGGGGCGCGGACGUAUCCUCGUUGGUGGAACAGCUGCCAUCGAAGGGACCGGCUCACGGCUUUGACCUGCUGAUCCUAGCCGACUUGCUGUUCAAUCACUCCGAGCAUCACAAGCUGGUGAGGAGCGUUCAGGACGCUCUGACUCGGAGUCCAUCGGCACAAGCGCUAGUGUUUUUCACGCCAUAUCGGCCAUGGUUGUUCCAGAAGGACCUCGCAUUCUUUGAUUUGGCACGGGAGGGCGGAUUUGUCGUAGAAAAGAUUCUCGAAAAGACCAUGGAGAAAGUCAUGUUUGAGGAGGAUCCGGGGGACGAAUUGCUUCGAAGAACGGUAUUUGGGUACAGCUUGCGGUGGGCCUCAUGACGUCGCUUCCAUUUGUUUUACAAAUUUUCUAUCCGUUAUUUUUGCUGGAGCAGUAUACACAAAGGAAAAACAUGACCAUGUGCCGAUGCCUCUAAAUUUUCGCUUGGAAAGGUUGUCUACUCGGCGUCAGCGAACUCUGCACGGCCGGCCUUUGAGUUGAGGUAGUGGUUUCUGUGAAUAUAUUAGCCAUGUGCCUACUCUCCUACUGAUGCGAGAAACUUUGGCCCCGAGGUCGUCUAUUUCAUGAUCGCUCCAUCUCUUGAUACCGCAAAGCUACUUACCGCUCUGUCGCCCACUCCAUCAGCUCGUAUCCGACCAGCAGAGGAAUCGACCAGUAAAGAAUUUGGUUGCGAGUGCGGCGGAAGGUGUUGAAGACGGCGGCGCGGGAGGUACCAGCGAGCGGGUUCUGUCGGUUCUGAGCAAGACCGUAGUGGACA
This is a messenger RNA of Dissoconium aciculare CBS 342.82, 1391 nucleotides long. RefSeq lists its product as uncharacterized. Gene Ontology annotation, molecular function: protein-lysine N-methyltransferase activity. The transcript has 5 exons. Gene Ontology annotation, biological process: peptidyl-lysine dimethylation. The record is from RefSeq and is a predicted model, not a curated record. The coding region runs from base 1 to 954 and encodes 317 amino acids. NCBI's taxonomy places the organism in Eukaryota, Fungi, Ascomycota, Dothideomycetes, Mycosphaerellales, Dissoconiaceae.